AUGUACAACCGCUUCACCCCCGAAGAGUGGGCACAAGAAAACUACUACGCCUACUCGCGCAACAUCUCGCCUCCCCGCAAUCGCCACGAAGAACCAAGACCAGGGUACCACACAAACGACUACGGAACCGUCAGUCCGAUAAGAAGAAGAGCAUCAGGAUUGCAGAGGAGACCACGUGUUAAUUCUAUUCGCCAACCGCCACCGUGUGGAGUGGGUUGGUGGGAUGGAGACGAAGGUUGGAGGAACUACCGGGGUAGAGCGUACUGGGGGGAGACGAUGAGACGUGCUCGUCCAGGAUAUAGGUGA
This is a messenger RNA of Alternaria arborescens, 306 nucleotides long. RefSeq lists its product as hypothetical. Lineage: Eukaryota; Fungi; Ascomycota; Dothideomycetes; Pleosporales; Pleosporaceae. The coding region runs from base 1 to 306 and encodes 101 amino acids. The transcript has a single exon. The record is from RefSeq and is a predicted model, not a curated record.